CUGGUAAAGUAUAUGGUGGUCAGGUUACUCCUUUACACUGAUCCAAGUUCAGUUACGUUUUUCUCUUCUGUAUUGGGAUACAGUGAGCCUAUUGUGUUUUCCAAGUACUGAAGACAAGAAAUGUAUAGCAAAUGUGAGGUUGAGUCUCUAAGGACUUGUUGUUGGGUUGGACACGAAGCAUGACAUUAACAUCCCGUUAUACAUGUUGAGCCAUCAAAUAAGGCUCAGACAUAGAUGCCUCAGGUGUGAUGGAUGCAAAGGAUUGGAUCGAAGCCUUAAUACGAGGGCUGAUGUGCCUAGUAGGGAUCCUGGGGAACAACUGGCUGGGUCUCCGCUCUCUCCCUGGACCUAAGUCCCAUCUCCGCACCAACGAGCUCCUCUUCAUCAACCUGGCCGUCUCCAACCUCAUCACCAACUACCUGGUGGACCUCCCCGAUACCAUGGCUGACUUUGCUGGCCGCUGGUUCCUGGGGGAAGCCUACUGCGGUGUGUUCCGGUUCUGCUCGGACCUGUCGGAGACCAGCAGUAUCUUCUCCACCUUGUUUAUUAGUGUGUUCUGGUACCAGAAGCUGGUGGGCUCUCUGAAACGUGGAGGAGCUCCGGUCCAGCUGGAUAGCCUCCGUCUCGUAGCCUAUCUCCUGGCUGGCAGCUGGACAGUGGCUGGGGUCUUCAGUGUUCCACACUUCUUCUUUGUCCAGGUGGACAGUGGGAAUGAGAGCCACAAGGACUGUAUAGAAGUAUUUCCCUCCCAAACUGCAAGGCGGACCUAUGAGACUUUGUAUCUGACCCUCGCUAACGCCCUCCCCAUCGCUGGUAUAGUGUUCUCCAGCAUCCAGAUUGUGAUCACUCUGCUAAGGAACCAGAUGCGUAUCAAGGGCCUGACUUCUGACCAUCACAAGGGGACAGAUAAGGCUCUACCUAACAAGCGGGAGAAGAUGGAUGUCUCAGAGAAAUAUGAUGAAACAGGCAUCAAGACAUCUGAUAAAGAGGCAGAUUUACCAAUAGUUGCUUCUCCAGAUUUCCCUCAGAGUUGUAGAAACCAGAGGAUUUCAGACAUCCGCCCCAACCUGCCUGGUGUCUCCUGCUCUGUCCUACCUUGUGCAGGACCCUCUGUUGUACACAGCUCAAUCAGUUCCCCCCUCUACCAGGUUGAGGUUGGUGACUGCAGAGUCAGAGCUUCACCCGAUCUCCAGAGGACCUCCCAGCCUCCAGCUAAGCUCAGCCCAGGCUCAGGCACUCAGGUGAGGGCAGCCAAGAGCGUGGUGGCUGUGGCCACUGUGUUUGUGGUGUGCUGGGUGACCCACCUCUUACUGAGGAUAUCCAGCAACAUCCACACGUCCUCCGUAGUGGUGGAGGUGGCCAGCUACAUCGCAUCCUCUUACACCUGCAUCAUACCUUACAUCUUCCUCUAUGGAGUAAAGAAACUGUCUUGCUCCUGCAGAAGGUAGAUAUGAUUAUACACACAUUGCUAAUUUACUGGCAUCAACCCAGACCAACUGCUACGUAGAACUGCUGCUCUUUAGGACAUCUGUGUUGUCUGAAAAUACAUUUAAAUUCGAUUGGCUUAUCACCAUGAUUUCAUUAGUGUAAUUAUACUACUGUAAACAAACAGGCAGUAUAUACCAUUUUUUUCUGGUCAUGGCGGGGCUGCUCUGGUCUACUUAUUGCCCCUGCCCAGCGGAGGGGUGGCCGGCAGCGCCUGGGUAGACGAACACACCCUAUAAGUAGAUAAGAGCUGGCUGUUCCCUCUCUCGAUUGAGCAUGCCAGUGAUCAUGAAGGAACGAGGAAGCAUGCUCACGUGACAGGGAAUGCCCACUUACGCAGACAGGAACCUUGACCAUUCUUUUCAAUGGUAAACGGCCUUAGUGAACUAUAUUAUUUAUCCACCAUCUUUGAUGUAUAUACUAUCACAUCUAGGUGAAUAUCAACGAACUCUAACUACUCUCUGAAAGAUACAACUAGGGUGGCAGGUAGCCUAGUAGUUAGAGCGUUGGCCCAGGUCAUUGGUUUGAAUAUCUGAACCGACAACGUGAAAAAUCUGUCAGUGUGCCAUUGAGCAAGACACAACCCUAUAAAACAUUUCACUGUACCUAUCU
Salmo salar (Atlantic salmon) is the source of this 2097-nucleotide messenger RNA. RefSeq names its product neuropeptide Y receptor type 1-like. The record is from RefSeq and is a predicted model, not a curated record. Gene Ontology annotation, molecular function: G protein-coupled peptide receptor activity. Gene Ontology annotation, cellular component: plasma membrane. Lineage: Eukaryota; Metazoa; Chordata; Actinopteri; Salmoniformes; Salmonidae. Gene Ontology annotation, biological process: neuropeptide signaling pathway.